Messenger RNA from Thalassophryne amazonica, 2244 nucleotides. RefSeq names its product tRNA methyltransferase 1 (gene trmt1). The transcript is spliced from 16 exons. Gene Ontology annotation, biological process: tRNA N2-guanine methylation. The record is from RefSeq and is a predicted model, not a curated record. NCBI's taxonomy places the organism in Eukaryota, Metazoa, Chordata, Actinopteri, Batrachoidiformes, Batrachoididae. Bases 117 to 2102 code for a protein of 661 amino acids. Gene Ontology annotation, cellular component: nucleus. Gene Ontology annotation, molecular function: RNA binding; metal ion binding.
GGAGCAGCAAAUAUGGCGUCUCUCAUGUCCUAACGUGAGACAAACUGGAGCCAAAGUUGUGACAAAGCACAAAAAUAACGUCUGUUUUGAGAAGUCCUCACAGGCUGUGAUUCUUCAUGCUGGCGCAGUCAACACAACUGCGCUACAUCAUCAUUUCAGAUUUUCUCCAACAUUUCUUCACCUGUUCAGCCAGACGAGCACUUUGUUGGCGAGCAGGCGGUGCUGCUUACAUCCACAGGGGACUUAGAUCCAUGGAGGCACUAAGAGCUGGUCAGACUCCUACAACCGACACUCCUCCCAUACGCGCAGAAACGGCAACAGAAACCAGCAGUAUUGCUGCCAAAGAAUCAGCUGAGCCGGAGAAGACUUCACCUGCAGGGCUGUUACCUGGGGAGUCUAUGGUCAGGGAGGGCAAGGCAGCCAUCUUGUUUCCCAGUGCUAAUGAGGUGUUUUACAACCCAGUUCAGGAGUUUAACCGAGAUUUAACAUGUGCCGUGAUUACAGAGUUUGCCAGAGAGCAGCUGGCUCAGAGGGGCGUGACAGUGCUGGUGCCCGGAGAGAAGGAGCGAGUGGUGGUCUCUCUGUCGGAGAAUGAGGACAACGGUGAAGCCGAGGAGCCAAAUGGAGCAGGACAACCGGGUGGAACUGCAGCACCUGGGGAAAAAUGUGAGGGUGGCCUGCGAGUGUUGGAGGCGCUGGCGGCGUCAGGUUUGCGUUCAGUGCGUUUCGCUCUGGAGGUCCCGGGACUACAAAGUGUCACCGCCAACGACUUCUCAACCAAAGCGGCGGCCCUGAUCGUCAGGAACGCCCAGUACAACGGCGUGGACCAUCUACUCCAGGCCAGCUGCAGGGACGCCAGCAUGCUGAUGUACGAGAUGCGAAAGAAGACUGAUCGCUAUGAUGUUAUCGACCUGGAUCCUUAUGGCAGCCCCGCCUCUUUUGUGGACGCUGCCGUGCAGGCCGUCAGCGAGGGAGGUCUGCUGUGUGUAACGUGCACAGACAUGGCUGUGAUGGCGGGAAACAGCGGUGAGACAUGCUACAGUAAAUAUGGCUCCAUCUCCAUCAAAGCCAAAUACUGCCACGAGAUGGCUCUUCGUAUAAUCCUCCACAGUUUGGACCAGAGGGCGGGCGUGUACCAGCGAUACAUCCAGCCCCUGCUCUCCAUCAGCGUCGACUUUUACAUCCGGGUCUUCGUACGCGUCUUCACAGGACAGGCCACUGUCAAAAACUCAGCAAGUAAACAAGCUCUCAUCUAUAACUGUGUGGGCUGCGGCUCUUUCCACCUCCAGAGGAUGGGCAGGAGGACAACGCACGGCAAGAAUGUGAAAUAUUCGGCUGCCGUCGGACCCCCGGUCGGACCCGAGUGUGAACAAUGUGGACAGAGACAUCAGCUGGCCGGGCCCCUGUGGGCGGAGCCUAUCCACGAUGUGGAGUUCGUCCAGAGGGUUUUGUCUGCUGUCUCGACGAACCCGUCGCGAUUUGGGACAUCCAAACGCAUAGAGGGAAUACUGAGCAUGGUUACCGAGGAGUUGCAGGAUGUUCCUCUUUACUGCACGGUAGACAGUCUGAGCAGCACGAUGCACUGCAACACUCCUCCUCUGCUUCAGUUCAGGUCUGCUCUCCUCCACGCCGGCUUCAGGGUGUCGCUGUCUCACGCCUGUAAGAACGCCAUCAAGACGGACGCGCCUCCUGCGGCCCUCUGGGACAUCAUGCGCUGCUGGGAGAAAACCAAUCCCGUGAAGAGAGAGAAGCUGUCGGAAACAAGCCCCGCCUUCAAGAUCCUCUCCAAAGAACCCAGCCUGCAGGCCUGUUUCACUGUGCGAGCAGACGCCAACCCUCAGUCCCGUAAACGCCACCUGACCCGCUUCCAGGAGAAUCCUCAGGCCUACUGGGGCCCCAAAGCUCGUGCCAAGACUGGCGGCGGAAUCUCUACUGACCUGCACGACAAGAGCAGGAAGUGCCAAAAUAAGCGGAAGAACCAGAUGGGGGACUCCUCCGAGCUGAAGAACUUCCCCUGCAAGAGGUUCAAAGAGGGAAAAUGUACGUACGGCGACACAUGCUGCUACUCCCACGAGCCGAAACAUGAAGAUAAAACAGAGUAACUGUUUCUUAGAAUGACUUUUCUGUUUUAUGACUUUUAUUUUUGCAGUUGAAUAUUUCUGGCAUUCAAAAGCAGCUGUGAUUUUUUUUAUUAAAAAAUUAAAAGCUGUUAUUCGUUUCAUGCCAGAGUUUUGUUUUAGACUG